CUUUGAACACGAUAGUGUUUUGCUCGGACCACUACGCUCUACCGUCUGGUUAGUUGUUUUACACCAAUCAACAUGAAAGGAACGUUAGCCGUUUUACUGCUAGGACUUGCCGUGGCCACCGGCUUCCGGCUAACCUCGGACGAUGAGUACGAUCCCUUCGAACCGUUCAUUGCCGGCGGAACCAAUGCCGUUCUAGGACAGUUCCCCUCAAUCGUAGCCGUAGCUGUUCCAGCGCCCCCAAAUAACGCCUUCUGCGGAGGCGUAAUCCUGAACGCUAACCACAUCCUGACAGCGGCUCGUUGUGUCCUCACGGCCCAAAAUACCCUUCUCUUCCCGAAUCAGGUCACAAUCCUGUCCGGCGCGCUCCAACUCAAUUUCAACGGCCCCCGAAUCAACAUCGCCGCCAUCUACGUCCACCCGCAGUACAACCCUUUCACUUUCGCCAACAACCUGGCCGUGCUUCGCACAGCCAUCAAUUUCUUCCCACCGGAAGUGGCCGUUCCGAACAUCGGUUUCGCCGUCUUCCACGAGGAAAUCCCCUUCGAUACCAUGCCCUGCCAGGCUGCCGGUUGGAACAACAACACCGCGGCUCCAAUUCAGCAGUUCAUCAACGCCCCGAUCUUCAACCGAGAUGCCUGCAAUGCGCUACCCGUUAACCUAGGUCGUAUCGCGGAAACCAUGAUCUGUGCUGGGGUGAUCAAUGCUGGGCCCGGAGUUUGUGCCAGUAACAUGGGUACCGGGCUGUUCUGCAAUGGGCAGCUAGCGGGUGUUCUUUCGACUGGGUUCGGUUGUGGUACUGCGAAUAACCCCGGUGUUUAUACCCAGGUGCGUCACUUCCUGCCCUGGAUUAGGGAACAGUUCAACCGGCAGGAUGUGCCGAUGGGGGGAACUUCGCCCAUUCCGGUGUGGUAAAUACUCAAUAUGUUUGUAAGGAGAGUGUUUGAAAAUAAAUCUUAAAUUUGUUAAAA
Molecule: messenger RNA, 968 nt
Organism: Uranotaenia lowii
Lineage: Eukaryota; Metazoa; Arthropoda; Insecta; Diptera; Culicidae
Product: serine protease 1-like
Exons: 2
Coding region: 73-912 (279 amino acids)
Biological process (GO): proteolysis
Molecular function (GO): serine-type endopeptidase activity
Source: RefSeq, a predicted model, not a curated record